Esox lucius (northern pike) is the source of this 5526-nucleotide messenger RNA. It is a transcript of the gene naa15b, whose product is annotated as N-alpha-acetyltransferase 15, NatA auxiliary subunit b. Gene Ontology annotation, cellular component: NatA complex; cytoplasm. The transcript is spliced from 21 exons. The record is from RefSeq and is a predicted model, not a curated record. Bases 398 to 2992 code for a protein of 864 amino acids. Gene Ontology annotation, molecular function: protein-N-terminal amino-acid acetyltransferase activity; protein binding. NCBI's taxonomy places the organism in Eukaryota, Metazoa, Chordata, Actinopteri, Esociformes, Esocidae. Gene Ontology annotation, biological process: N-terminal peptidyl-methionine acetylation.
GUGGUUGUUGAAACUGCACAAAAUGUCGGAAUGUGAAACAGUUCCGCGUACGGCCGCAGCCUGAAUGUCGUCCAUUGAUGCGCACUUGCUGAAGCUACCUACACAUCUGAAACAUGAAUAAUAAAUCAUACUACGGCGCAGACAGACCAGACGCCGCACGGGCCUCACUUGACCCGGAGGAGAAGAAGAGAAGCUACACCGCCAUUUUGGGUUGUGAAGGGGUUCUACCCUUUCCUUUCUGUCACCACGUGAGAGAGGGGAGCCCGAUAACGGAGCAAUCAAGCGGGCAGUGACUCGGAGAGAACACGGGGGGAGAGAAUCCGGCGACACCUUUUGCACGUUUGCCGUUUACUUAUGUGCUAAAUACGGGAGGGAAAUUGAAAUUGCAGCCGCUACAAUGCCGACAAUAACACUACCACCGAAAGAAAACGCACUCUUCAAGAGAAUUUUGCGAUGUUACGAGCACAAGCAGUACAGAAACGGACUGAAGUUCUGCAAGCAGAUUCUGUCCAACCCCAAGUUCUCAGAACAUGGAGAGACCCUAGCAAUGAAGGGUUUAACCCUGAACUGUCUGGGGAAGAAAGAGGAUGCCUAUGACCUGGUUAGGCGAGGCCUCCGUAACGACCUGAAGAGUCAUGUCUGCUGGCACGUGUAUGGUCUUCUGCAGAGGUCUGACAAGAAGUACGACGAGGCCAUUAAGUGUUACAGGAAUGCCCUGAAGUGGGACAAGGACAACCUCCAGAUCCUCAGAGACCUGUCACUGCUACAGAUCCAGAUGAGAGACCUGGAGGGAUACAGGGAGACCCGGUACCAGCUCCUUCAGCUGAGGCCAGCACAGAGGGCGUCGUGGAUUGGCUACGCUGUCGCAUAUCACCUCCUGGAGGACUACGAGAUGGCCGCCAAAAUAGUUGAGGAGUUCAGGAAAACGCUACAGACGUCUCCAGACAAGGUGGAUUAUGAGUACAGUGAAUUGCUGCUGUACCAGAACCAGGUCCUGAGGGAGGCCGGCCUCUACAGAGAGGCUCUGGAGCACCUGACUACCUACCAGAAACAUAUCUGUGACAAACUGGCCGUCGAGGAGACACGAGGAGAGCUUCUUCUGAAGCUGGAUCGUUUGGAAGAUGCUACAGAGGUCUACCGCCGUCUGCAGGAGAGAAACCCGGAGAACUGGUCCUAUUACCAAGGCCUGGAGAAGGCACUGAAACCUGGCAGCGUAGAGGAGCGACAGAAGAUCUACGAGGAAGCGUGGGUGAAGUACCCCAAAGGACUGGUGCCCAGACGACUACCACUGACCUUCCUCUCUGGUGAGAAGUUCAGAGAAUGUCUGGACCGGUAUCUGAGGAUGAACUUCAGUAAAGGGUGUCCGCCCACGUUUACUACUCUGAAGUCACUGUACCACGACAAAGACAAGGUAUCAAUAAUUGAAGAGUUGGUAGUAGGCUAUGAAACAUCUUUAAACAGCUGCAGAAUGUUUAAUCAGAAUGAUGAUGGUAAAGAGGAGCCUCCCACCACAUUGCUUUGGGUGCAGUACUUCCUGGCGCAGCAUUAUAAUAUGAUUGGCCAGCAGACCCUGGCCCUGGAGUACAUCAACACAGCCAUCGAGAGCACGCCCACACUUAUCGAGCUGUUCCUCAUCAAGGCCAAGAUAUACAAACAUGCAGGCAACAUAAAGGAGGCUGCUCAGUGGAUGGACGAGGCACAGGCUUUAGACACGGCCGACCGAUUCAUCAACUCUAAAUGUGCCAAGUACAUGCUGAAGGCCGGCCUGGUCAAAGAGGCGGAGGAGAUGUGCUCCAAGUUCACGCGGGAGGGUGCCUCUGCGGUUGAGAACCUGAACGAGAUGCAGUGCAUGUGGUUCCAGACGGAAUGCGCCCUGGCCUACAAGUCCAUGAACAAGUACGGAGAUGCGCUCAAGAAGUGUCACGAGAUCGAGAGGCAUUUCGUGGAGAUCACGGACGACCAGUUCGACUUCCACACGUACUGCAUGAGGAAGAUGACACUGAGGUCAUACGUGGACCUGCUGAAGCUGGAGGAUGUGCUCCGGAUGCACCCCUUCUACAGCAAGGCCGCCCAGACCGCCAUCUCCAUAUACCUGGCCCUGCACGACAACCCCCUCACCGACCACAACAAGGAGCUGCAGGCCGAGUCGGCCAACCUGUCGGACAAAGAGCUGAAGAAGUUGAGGAACAAACAGAGGCGAGCCCAGAAGAAGGCCCAGCUGGAGGAGGAGAAGAAGAACGCUGAGAAGGAGAAGCAGCUGAAGAACCAGAAGAAGAAGAAGGAGGACGACGACGAGGAGAUGGGAGGACCCAAGGAGGAGCUCAUACCGGACAAACUGGCCAAGGUAGAAAACCCACUGGAGGAGGCAGUCAAGUUCCUGACCCCACUGAAAAACCUGGUCAAGGAUAAGAUAGAGACACACUUACUGGCCUUCGAGAUCUACCUCAGGAAAGAGAAGUACCUGUUGAUGCUUCAGUCAGUGAAGAGAGCGCUGGCCAUAGAUCCAGACCAUCCCUGGCUACAUCAGUGUUUAGUACGCUUCUUUAAAGGAGUCUCCGAGGGUAGCGACCUGGCAGACCCCGUGCGGACCGUCCUGAAGCAGGAGAUCUCCCGUCUCUUCGGAGACAGCAACGCUGGCAGCUACAACCAGGCCUUCCUCACCAGGCACUCCGACUCCAUACCUCAUCGAGUGGCAGUGGCCAAAAUGAUGAUGCACCUGGAUUCCACAACGGAGGCCAGAGCUGUGGAGCUCGCCACUGCCCUAGACGAAUCACUGAGCAACCGGAGUAUAGCGAUCUGCACCGAGGUGCUGGACGCGCUUCGGAACGGAGGAUUGGGCGAGUCGAAGGAGCGGGCGGAGUCCUAUCGCGCCCAGUGUCACAAGCUCUUCCCAUACACUUUAGCCUUCAUGCCAGCAGGGUACGAGGAGAACACCAAGAUGAUCAACGGUGACAUCUCCACGGAGACGGAGGAGCUGGCCAACGAUAUGUGAGCCGCGCUGUGAUUGGUGGAGAAACGGAACGGGCAUUGAAGCCUCGGUAGACACCCAGCUGGCCGUACGCCAUUUUGAAUCCACAACAGAAACAAAGUGGAUGAGGAGGAGGGUUUGCGGUUUCCACCUGGCUUGGGUUCCGGCCCCAACUCGCCUCUCUCGCUCUCUCUCUCUUGUGAAGUGGCGAACUUGGACUGUGUGAGUUUUGUUUUCGAGAGAAUGAAAUGUGGACGUCGAGGAGGAGGAGGAGGAGGAGGAGGGGGGGGGGGGGGGAACAGGAAGAACAAUGAAGUUACCAUUUUACUUUUUUUUUUUUUUGUUGCAGACUACAAUUCUUAUGGAAAGUGCAUCGUCAACUGUUAUCAAGGUGUUCAUUAACAACAAGAAGGACUGAAAGUGGAGACUGUUUCUGUGGUGACCAUGUCAGACCAUGCAGGGGCUGUGUCCCAAGUGGAAUGCUAUCGCCUAUUUAGUGCCCUUCUUCCCAUGGGGCACUCCAUAAGCCCUGAUCUUAAAGAAGCGCACCACUUGGGGAACAGGGUGUGUUUCUGAGAGGUUUGUUUCCAGGCUGCUGUGACGACACGCUGCGUGACUGACGCUCCCUGAUCCAUGGUCUGCCAUGCUUUGGAAACUCCAUUAGACGUUCUAGAGAAUGCACAAAGUAUGUCCGAUGGGGUCAGCGAUGGUUUUUAGUGUUCGGUUCGGGGCGCAUGGUGGCACAGGAUCAGAAGAUCACUCUACAGAACCUAGGGUUCCAUUUGGGUCACAGGCUUUUGAAGAUGGCGUGUUGCUUUCCCGGGCCAUGGAUUCGGGAUGAGGUGGCGUUUCUGUGACCUUGCUGGUUGAGUCCUGAAUGUUAGUGUGGUAAGAUGAUCUGGGACCUCGGCUAAAGGGCAACUGGGACCUGGGCGUUGCUUUGUGCUGUUUGAGCAAACCUGUUUGGUGAGAGACGAAGAGCAGUGUGUGUGAAUCGGUAGUUGUCUAGUUUGAUCAGCCCCUCCCACAUUGUCGCCCCAGCUCCUCCUACAAUGUCACCCCAGCUCCUCCCACAUUGUCAACCCUGUCCCUUUCAUACUUCAGAUGUCAAAUGAUUGAAUAGGCAUAAGCAGUCAUUUCACUUGGGGCCGGUUUCACAGAAAUAAAUGACACCUAGUCGUGGAAUUUUUUUAUUGGGCCAGUUUCACAGACAUGGAUUAAGCCAAGUCUAGGACAAAAAAAACAAGCUCAAUGGAGAUUUCUAUUCUUUUUUCUAGUCCUUGACUAGGCUUAAUCCGGGUCUGCGAAAAUGCCCCGUUGAGUCUGAUUUUUAGUCCAGGACUAAGCUUAAUCUGUGACUGGAAAACAAUGGGUUAGUAUAGUGUAUUAAGCUACUACCACAGUGCUUAUAUAUAUAUAUAUAUAUAUAUAUAUAUAUACCUCUUCAAAUCUUUUAGAUAUAUAUGAAAGGCUAGGGGCCACAGAUGGAAGCCAUAUCCCUAUAUAUUUCCUAUGAUGACAUCUGUGAGUACACUGGCAGGUCCAUUGAGGCAAUAUGCAUUUUGAAGUAGUCAAAAGUCCAUUUCCUCCUUCACCAUCGGUUGAUCCCUUACCAUGACCAAAAUGGAUUCCAUUAGCAAAUGUUGGAAGUCCCACCCAGUUGACUACUUCAAAAUGUUGGUAUAGAGAUGUCCAUGCUAAAAGGGCAUGUUGGCCAGAGGAGGCCUCUAGCAUUCCCCAUGCAGGUGGCCAACAAAUUAUUCAUACAGUAUGUCAGCUUUCUCCAUGAAAAAGGCCAUAGAGAAGGUUAGAGGUCUGUAGUGGCCAUUAGGACUUUUGAGUAUGGACAUCAUUAAAGGAAAACUUUUUUAAUGUCCAAUGGGUGGGACUUCCAGCUUCAUAACCUGAACCCUCCAGAUGUUUUUGGUGGCACUGACCAGGCUGGCCCACGGUUUUAAGGUUUGUAAGUGUCAAAAGUUUACCAGGGGUGUAUUUAUCGGCCAAACAAACAUUUCGUCAAGCAGUUUCUAAUGGGCAACAUUGCCUGGGUCCCCUCCCUGUUCAUUAAGAGGUAACAGAAUGGGUGGAAACACCAUUUGACUAAACAUUUGACACUGAUACGUUUUGUUUGUCAGAAUGAACUUCACACUGAAAUGCAGUAUGAGUGGCAAAUGUUUUUGGUUUGCUUUUCUUUCCUUUUCUUCGUUUGUUUCUCCCCCCUGCUUUUUCCUCCCUCUCGAGGAAUCAACGUGAAAGCUGAGAUUGCUCCGUAUGAUCGAGUAUCUCUGGACUUUUGUAUUUAAAACACACGCACAGAAAACUAAGAUUACAUUUUCGGUUUCCGUGUAUUUUGGUUCCUCUGUGUUGGUCAGGCCAUGUCCUGGCCAGGACUCACUAAUUCAAACUUCCUAAUGGUAAUCAAUAAAAAGUCUUCCCUCUUGCUCAAGAUCUUUUUUCCUUUUAGUUUCUCAUCUGUGAAAUAACCAAUAAUAUUGUCCACACAUCCAUACUGUGUAUAUAAUGCAAUAAAGUCUUUUUUUAUUAGUCCUCAUCUGUGA